GACUGACAGCCUCCUCUCUUGCUCUGUGUUCCAGGGUGCAGCAGAUCCAGUUGCUGGGCCGGGACAUGAAGGGGCCGGCCCACGACAAGCUGUGGAACCAGCUGGAGGCGGAGAUCCACCUGCACCGCCACAAGACCGUCAUCCGUGCCUGCAGGGGGCGCAACGACCCCAAGAAACCCCUGCACUCUCCUGUGGGGCAUAAUCCAAACAUGUUGAAGAAGACUCAGGGGGUGGGCCCCAUCAGGAAGGUGGUGCUGGCCAAAGACGACCAUGAGGGGCUCGGGAUCUCCAUCACAGUAAGAACUCACCGCUGUCAUCCUUCUUCUUGAAUACGGCUCUGACCGAG
Messenger RNA from Notothenia coriiceps (black rockcod), 346 nucleotides. RefSeq names its product golgi-associated PDZ and coiled-coil motif-containing protein. The coding region runs from base 66 to 329 and encodes 87 amino acids. Gene Ontology annotation, cellular component: membrane; Golgi apparatus; trans-Golgi network transport vesicle. The record is from RefSeq and is a predicted model, not a curated record. The transcript has 2 exons. Gene Ontology annotation, molecular function: transmembrane transporter binding. Lineage: Eukaryota; Metazoa; Chordata; Actinopteri; Perciformes; Nototheniidae. Gene Ontology annotation, biological process: negative regulation of protein localization to cell surface.